GCUGCUUGUAAUCUUCACUCUCUCUCCAUCUGACUGAAAAAGCAAUACAGGAAUUAUUGGUAGAAACUGAAGGAUUAUUAAGAGAUAACAUCCAAAACUGUGACUUCCAAGGGCAGCUGUUAAACGUAAAAGUUAUUCAGAGGUAAACAAAGUUUAAGUUUCACUACCUAGUGCAGUAUCUAGUGUUCUACAAUGGCAGAAUAUGUCCCUUCAAGGCUGCUGGCCACUCUGGAGAAUCUGAAUACAAAAGAGCUGGAGAGAUUUCACUGGCAACUGAGCAAUGGCAAUCUGAAACAUUUUCCUCACAUUUCAAAGGCUCAUCUGGAGAAUGCCAACAGGCAUGACACUGUGGAUAGGAUGGUGAAUACCUACGGCGAUAACGGAGCUUUCGCCGUCACAUCCAUUAUCCUAAAGAACAAUGAACAAAACAAACUUGCUAGGAAUUUAGAGAGAGAUGCUGAAAAGGAACUAGCACAGAAAACAAACCAUCUGGACUGCACAUUGGAAGAGUUUGGAGACAGAGGAGAAGAGAGGGAAGAGGGGAAAUUGGUGAGUGAGCUGAAGGACAAACUGAAAUCUGACUUAACACUUCUGGAGGACAAGCUGGAGAAAUGUGAAAACGUCAGAGAGAGCUACGAUAGCAUGACUCAGCACACCAAGGACCAGCAGGUGGACACAAAGAGGAGGAUCAGGGAGGAGUUUGAGAAGCUCCACCAGUUCCUGAGAGAGGAAGAGGAGGCCAGACUGGCUGCGCUGAGGGAGGAAGAGGAGGUAAAGGCGAUGAUAAUUGAGAGAGGCAUGGAGAGCCUUGAGGAGCAGAUCUUCUCUCUCACAAAUGUCAUUGAGGCCGUGAAAGAGGACCUGAAGAAAGGCUGUGAACAAUUCCUUGUGAGUUACAAAGACACCCAGAGCAGCGCCAGAGCCCAUUGUGAACUUCCGGAUCCACAGCUCGUCUCCGGAGCGCUGAUCGACAUGGCCAAACACCUGGGCAACCUGCAGUUCCAAGUCUGGGAGCAGAUGCGGGGGAUAGUCAAACACUCGCCUGUGAUUUUGGACCCCAACACGGCUCCCUCCACUAUGGCUCUGUCUGAUGACCUCACCAGCGUGCGACACACGGCCAUAGAACAGCAGAAGGUUCCGGACAACCCAGAGCGGUUCACACGGUGGGCAAAGGUCCUUGGCUCCGUAGGCUUCGCGAAGGGUUCGAAGACGCACAGCUGGGAGGUGGAGGUGGGCGAACAACCUGAGUGGAAUCUAGGCGUGGCUGCAGAUUUCGUCAAUCGGAAGGGAGAAGAUCUUCUUGCAUCACCAGAAUACGGAAUCUGGGCUUUACUGAAAAGGCGUCAUGAGUAUACAAAUGGAAUGGGUAAAAAGCUCACUCUGAGGAGAAGACCCCAGAGGAUCAGAGUACAGCUAAACUACGAGAGGGGGGAAGUGGCUUUCUAUGACCCCAAAGACAAUACACACAUCUACACUCAUAAACACAGGUUUACUGAGAGGGUCUACCCAUACAUUUCUGUUUGGAAGAUAAAAGAUGCCAUCAACUGUGAUAUACAGAUCUGCCAAUCAGAGGUGUCUGUGACAGUAAAAUCAUAUCAGUGAGGUAUGUGCAUGUAUCGAUACAAUCCUCUCAGAUCUUCACAGGUGUAUCUGUUUCAAUAGUGUAAGACUCAGAAAGGCAUGCGUAUUUAUGUAUUAAUUAACCCUCCCGUUGUCCU
Coregonus clupeaformis (lake whitefish) is the source of this 1718-nucleotide messenger RNA. Its product is annotated as E3 ubiquitin-protein ligase TRIM35-like. The transcript has a single exon. Gene Ontology annotation, molecular function: protein binding. The coding region runs from base 193 to 1602 and encodes 469 amino acids. The record is from RefSeq and is a predicted model, not a curated record. NCBI's taxonomy places the organism in Eukaryota, Metazoa, Chordata, Actinopteri, Salmoniformes, Salmonidae.